UGGUUGCCCCGUCAUCUCUCUCCGUUCACUUUCCACCAGUUGGUCUCUUUUCUCAGUCACGUGUCACACCCCAAAAACCCUACCUCUCCCUCCACCGGCCAUUGGAGGCCUUGCCACACCGACCGGCAUCCAAGAGAUACGCUACAAAUCAAUUUGGAUGGCGCUUAACUCCUAUUUUGAGUCCACCACUUCAUUUAUUUCCCCAUUGAUUUUCAGAUUCUCGACUUUUAGUUGACAAUCCAAAGAUCCCAUUGCAAACAGCCAAUACUAGGUACAGAGUUGAAUCUACUAUUUACUACUCUAAUGGAGGCUGGGGAAGAAAGCACACCAACAAAGUCUUCCAAACCUUCAUCCUCAGCACCGGAAGCACCAGUUACGCCUACUACACCCGCUUAUCCUGAUUGGCAAAGCUCUAUGCAGGCUUUUUAUAGUGCUGGAGCUGCUCCACCUUUCUUUGCUUCUACCGUUGCUUCACCCACUCCCCACCCCUACAUGUGGGGAACCCAGCAUCCUCUGAUGCCUCCAUAUGGAACCCCAGUUCCUUACCCAGCUUUAUAUCCUCCUGGCGGAGUCUACACUCAUCCUAAUAUGGUUACGGCGCCAGGUGUUGUUCCUGGAACUGCUGAUUUGGAUGGGAAGAGCACUGUAGGGAAGGACCAUGCUUUGGGGAAACAAAUCAAAGGGACUUCUGGAAACCAUGUUUUGGCUGGUAGCAAGAUGGGAGACAUUGGAAAAGUUGCUUCAGGCUCUGGAAAUGAUGCUGGUACUCAAAGUGCUGAAAGUGGGAGUGAGGGUUCAUCAGAUGCAAGUAAUGAUGACAAUAACCAGGGAUUGUCUGCAGCAAAGAAAGGAAGCUUUGAUCAAAUGCUUGCUGAUGGGGCAAGUGGUCAGAGUAAUGGUGCCUCAACUAGUUUCCAGAGUUCAGUACCUGGUAAUCCUGUAGUCUCUGUGCCAGCAGCUAAUCUGAACAUUGCUAUGGAUUUGUGGAAUCCUUCUUCUGGUUCUGCAGCGAUGAAAAUGCAUCCAAAUGUACCUGUUGCUUCUACAGCCAUUGGUCAAUCUGGAGUGAUGAAUGAUCGGUGGCUUCAGGAUGAUCGAGAAUUGAAAAGACAAAAAAGAAAGCAGUCUAACCGGGAAUCUGCACGGAGGUCAAGAUUGCGGAAACAGGCUGAGUGUGAAGAUCUACAGCGUACGGUGGAAACAUUAAAUAAUGAGAAUCACACUCUUAGGGAGGAGUUGCAGAGGAUUUCUGAGGAAUGCCAAAAACUUACAUCUGAGAAUCACUCCAUAAAGGAUGAAUUAAUAAAGCUAUGCGGGCCGGACAUUGUAUCUAAAUUAGAAAGCAACUCAGGCACGGAUAUUGAGUCGCGCGGGGAUGAAGGUAACCAAUAGACCCUGGGUCUGGGAUGGGGCUAGAACUAGAAAUUAACAGGUAAUCAAUAUUAAUUUUGUGAGUUGUGCAACUUUAGGAUAACAAAAUGGAAGAAAAAGAGUGAUUUUUGUGCGUAGUAAUCCACCAUCCAUGCAAUAUUUACCUGCUGCUUAGCUUCUUCUUAGUUGUUGUCUCUUAUAAAAUUCAUCUGUUUUAAUGCAAACUUUCAUGUUUGUGGUAUAAUGAGAGAUGUAAUUUGUGGUUUGAACAA
Messenger RNA from Andrographis paniculata, 1643 nucleotides. RefSeq names its product G-box-binding factor 1-like. The coding region runs from base 304 to 1392 and encodes 362 amino acids. NCBI's taxonomy places the organism in Eukaryota, Viridiplantae, Streptophyta, Magnoliopsida, Lamiales, Acanthaceae. Gene Ontology annotation, molecular function: DNA-binding transcription factor activity; sequence-specific DNA binding. The transcript is spliced from 13 exons. The record is from RefSeq and is a predicted model, not a curated record. Gene Ontology annotation, cellular component: nucleus. Gene Ontology annotation, biological process: regulation of DNA-templated transcription.